UCACGGACACGGCGGGCUCGGGACCCGCCACGGGCAGCGGCUCCGCACGGGCUCCGACAGACCGACACACACAGACAGACACACAGACAGCGAGACAGCGGCGCCGCCACAGCGCAGACACAGAGCUCCCCGGCACCGCCACAGCGCAGACACACAGCGCGGCGGCACCGCGCAGGGCUCAGCCACAGCGCACCGCGGCAGCGGCAGGAGGAGGACGAGCAGCGCACGGUGCUGGGAGCCCCGGCCGGCGGCGCUGCCCGGAGAUGUCGGGGGUGCUGGUGAUCGCUGCUUGGUGCUUCCUGCAAGUGGAGAGCCGGCAUCCUGAAAUCAUCACCAGCAACAGCAAUCAUGGCAAUUUCCUGGACAACGACAAAUGGCUGAGCACCGUUUCGCAGUACGAUAAAGACAAGUACUGGAACAAAUUCCGGGAUGAUGAUUAUUUCAGAAACUGGAAUCCAAACAAGCCGUUUGAUCAAGCCCUUGAUCCGUCCAAAGAUCCCUGCCUGAAGGUGAAGUGCAGCCCACACAAAGUGUGCGUCACCCACGACUACGAGACCGCGAUUUGCGUGAGCCGCAAGCAGCUGGUGCACAGCCUUCGACAAAAGAAAGGCAACUUGGCCCAGAAGCACUGGGCUGGAGCAGCCAACGUGGCCAAGUGCAAGCCGUGCCCCGGGGCACACUCCAGCGCGGUCUGCGGCUCCGACGGGCACACCUACAGCACCAAGUGCAAGAUGGAGUUCCAUGCAUGUACUUCUGGCAAAACCAUCACAGCUCGAUGUGAAGGGCCCUGCCCCUGCCUGCCAGGACCUGAAAGUUUAAAACACAAGACAGAGAAGACUGCUUGCACAGACAAGGAGCUGAGGAAUCUGGCUUCCAGGCUAAAGGACUGGUUCGGUGCCCUUCACGAGGAUGCGAAUCGCGUCAUCAAACCCACCAGCUCGGAGACGGCACAAGGCAGAUUUGACACCAGCAUCCUACCGAUCUGUAAGGACUCCUUAGGCUGGAUGUUCAACAAACUUGACAUGAACUACGACCUGCUGCUGGAUCCCUCGGAGAUCAGCGCCAUUUAUCUGGAUAAGUACGAGCCGUGUGUCAAGCCGCUCUUCAACUCCUGCGACUCCUUCAAAGACGGGAAGCUUUCCAACAACGAGUGGUGCUACUGCUUCCAGAAGCCUGGCGGUCUUCCUUGCCAGAAUGAAAUGAAUAGAAUUCAAAAGCUAAGUAGAGGGAAGAGUCUGUUGGGUGCUUUCAUCCCCCGGUGCAAUGAAGAAGGUUAUUACAAAGCCACGCAGUGCCAUGGCAGCACGGGGCAGUGCUGGUGUGUUGAUAAGUAUGGCAAUGAGAUAGCUGGCUCCAGAAAGCAAGGCACAGUCAGCUGUGAAGAAGAGCAAGAAACCUCAGGGGAUUUUGGCAGUGGUGGAUCUGUUGUAUUGUUGGAUGAUUUGGAAGAGGAGCCUGAAGCAACAAAAAAAGACAAAGAAGGGAAACUGAAGAUUCAUGUAAGAGCAGCUAAUGAAGACGAUGAAGAUGAAGAUGAUGAUAAGGAUGAUGAAAUUGGUUAUAUAUGGUAGUGCCCAUCAUAAUGAGGACUCACGUUUUGCACAAUAUUGCAACUCACAUCAUAUCUCUGCAAUUGUAUCUGAGAGUACCUGGCACAAAUAUUCUGUCUCUAUUGAGUUUAAUUUUGUAUAGUCAAUUUAAUUUGGAUGACAAUUUUUUUCUUUUUUUUUCUUUUUUUUUUUCUUUUUUUUUUUUUUCCCAGCAAGGACUGUUUGGAAUACAGCUUUUGUUCAGUUGGUUUGGGGUUUUUUUGUUCUGUCCACAGGGGCAAUGAGUGUUUCAAAACCAUUUUGUGUCUUAAUCCGCACUUGAACUACUUAUGAAAUCCAUCCUGUGAAAGACCCCUGGAAGGGGCUCAAAAAACCAAUACAAAGGCUUAGAAGCCCCUCUCAUGUCAGAGAACUUGUGUCAUAAAUUGUUACCUGGAUCAUAUCGGAAAUUUUUUUGUUUCAUGACGAAGAAGUGGGUGCCUCAUUUUCUAGUCCGUAUUUAUAAUGUCCCAGUGAGGAGUCAGUCUCUUUGGCUGCCCAGUACCAGGGCUUUAAUCCAGAAGAAAACCCACUGGCAGGACUUUCCCUUCUUUUCAUUCUCUGAGAAUGAGUCCAGCAGGCUUAGUCCAGCUCACACUGAAGGCAAAACUCCCACCAGGGCACAGAUCUUUAUUUGACACUUUAUUUGAUAAAGGAACAUGGCCUUGAUCUUAAGAGAUGCUGAGAACCUGCAGCUGUCCUGGACCAAGCCCUAGAGGCAGGGGACAGAAUCCAUCUGCCUUGCAGAGUGUUUAAGAGGAGAGAAUUUUGUGAAUUUGUGGCAUCACAACCACGCCCAGAGCUGUUCCUCAGUCUCUGUCGGAGCUCCUUUGGACGAGGAGGGUCUCUAAGAACACCCAGGCAGCCCCUGCUCCCAGCUCACACACCACAGACCUGUCUGUCCUCCAUUUAGCAACCCUCCUUGCAAAGUGACAAUGCCGUCAACGACACCAACCCUCAAAAGUAACUGUCACAUUUAAUGUAAAGUUUAAAAAAGCAGCUUUAGAUGGUGAUAUUUCAAAAGCAUAACCCCUCGGCUCAGUGUGACUUGUAAUACACACUCCUCAAAAAGAAAGGUAUUAAAAUCCAAUCAGUGAUUCCCACCAUAGCUCCCAUCUAUUCAAAGCUCUUGUAUCAGAGCAUAUUGACAUUACAUUAUUUGCAGUGUCCUUUCCCAUGGCAGUUCUCAGAUGCAGUAAUGUGCUGUGGUGACCUUUUAUUAUUUUUGCUGUCAUGUGGAGCAGCAAGAGGAACCUUAACCCCUCUUGCAUUAGGAUACAGGUGUAAGUAUUUUAGCAGUGCCUGUAGUUGGCCAGUGAGUUGUUUUGCAGAAUGAAAAACAUGUUUUUUAUAACAAAAGCUAAUUAGAUUUUUUUUUUUUUCUGAGUUAAUGGUGGAUAUAGAAGUGGAGACAGCAUAGAGUGACAACGUGGUUGACUAUAUAGUCAGCUGAGAGCUGGAAAAUACCACACAGGUUGGCAGAAGUCAGUUUUUAGGUACAUUGGCCUGGGGAUAUUGGCACCCAGCCCUCUCCAAAGCCAGUGCCCGCCUGGCCGCCCUCUGGGUAGGACCUCUGCUUUCAGACGUGAUCACAAGUGGAAUUCCUUUCAGAUUUCAUGUGCUGCAGGGGCUCUCCUGUUUUCUCCUCUUUUAUUUCCUAUUUAUCCAGAUCAAUGACCUGAGAACAAAGAGCAAGCCUGCAUAAUCAUUAUUAAUGCAGAAGGAUGUGUAAAACCAGGAGGAAUUUGUUGUUUCAUGCCCCUGCAUCCUCCCAAAAAUCUGCCAUCACACUCAUUUGCAAAAGGCCUGCAAUCUGCCCUGCCUCAAAUAAAUCCCUUUGCUUUUCCCAUUGCUGUAGAAAAAUAUAUUUAAUAAUCAUUUUCCACGAGCUGCACCGCACACACACACACACACACACACACGCACUUUUUCUAUUUGCUUUUCACAACUUGCAGGAGGAGCAGGUAACCCAGCAUUUCUGUCUUCCUAAAUAUGAUUUUGUGAGAAGCAGUUGAACACUGUCAAUAGGUUCCUUCUCAAACCUCCUGUCCAGUUUUCCUCUGGUAUUUUCUUAAUUAACCCCACACUCUCUGGGUCUGGCUCUGCUGCCCAGUGCAGCACCUGCCUGAGGCACGGAGCUGCCAUUUCAUUCUGACAUAAAUCUGGGCUCCACAAUCAGCAGAUUACACUUAUCCUCCUGGCUGGACUCAUUCUCCACACAGAGCUGGGGGGUUUUGGCACUCCUGUGUCCCUCCAGAACAGCUCAUCCUGGGCUGUGCCUUACAUCAAAGGUCACAGAGCAAACCCCCUCUCCUGCCCAGCACCUCCUCGGGGUGAAGUCUGUCAGUCUAAGCCCUUGCAGGCAGUACCAGGUCUGAGGCUGCAGGGGGUCACAUGUAAACAUGCAAGAUGGUGAAAUUAAAGCUGAUAAAUAAGCCUUUAAUAGUGAAUGUGAGCAUCUUUGAGUUUACAUGUGAAAAAUGGCAGCACCACCCACUGCUGGUCUCCUGGCUGUGAUCUUUCCCUUGCCAUGCUUCCAAGUCAGAGCUGGAAGGGUUUCUAUCUGUCCAGACUCACCAGCUCAGACAUGGGGUGGGUCCCAGUGAAACAGCUCCAUGCACAGCCUGGCCAGAGGGCAGGUGCCUCGGCUGGCUCGGGUGGCCGCUGGUAGCACAUCCCCCUGCGCCCAGAAACACAAACACACACAGCUGCUCUAAGCCUGCUGGCCUGGAUCCAGGCAGAACCCCCUCUCAAGGCCACUGUUCAGUCACUGUUUGACUCGUGCAAGUGUUCUCCUGGCUCCAGCCAGCGUGGGAGAUGUGCCACGUUAUGGGCUGGGGCAGCAGUGCCCACCCCAGGGGUCCCAGCCAGGCAGGGGCAGGGCACACGGGCUGUCAUGCUUGGAAGGGCAGCUCAGACUCUGGAUUGCUCUGAGAGCGAGUUCCCAAAUCCUGCAAAGCUGUUUGACAGAGCCCUUUUGUGGUCUGCUGGCAUCCUCCCGUGGUGGGGGAUCUGCAGCCUAUAUAUAUAUAUAUACAAGUGUGUAUCUCUGUGUGACUGUAUAUGUACAUUUAUGCACAAAUAUGUGUGUGCAUAUGUAUGUGUGUGUCCAGUUUGGGGAGAUGCAUUAAGAAAAUCCUCUAUUUAAUGAAAUAGUGAUAAAGAAAUCAGUGAUUUUACCAAGAACCAGUGCUUUUCCAGAUGAAGCCCCUUCCAUUCUUCAUGCUUUGUAAAGGAUUUAAUUUGCUUCCAACUUAAUUUAAUUAAAUUCCUUUCUUUUUCUCUCUUUUUUUUUUUUUUUUAACAAAGCAGGACUUACUUCCCAUCUGAAUCAAGUCAUUGACCUUCCAAACAUUUUCUCAUUGUGAAAAAUGGAAUCUGAGGUGUCCCAUUCUUUUGGAGACACAAACCAAAUGGAAUCAGAGUUGUCCUAUUCUGUUAGAAACACAAACCAAUUUUUAAUCUCAUUUUCUUUUCAUUUUACAGUCUGUGAGAUACUGUUAGGCAUUGCUUUAUGUUUCUUUUAACUACUGUAGUUAAAUCAAAAUGUUGAGUUCAGAUUUCAGCACAGCUGGGUUUUUUGGGUCAUUACCAGCCUUUGCUGUGAACACAAAGAACCCUCUUUAUUUUCUUUGCCUUUUUUUUUUUUUUUUAAGCUACUCUGUACUAUUAUUUUAAACCAUUUGAAGUGUUUAUUUAAUAUUUAUUCCACAGUUUAUAUUGAAGAUGUAAAGUUUAUAUUUAAAACAACACUGUUUGUUAGUGAAUGCUUCUCUUUGCCUCUCCAGCCUAGUCCGUUAGUCUCAGUGUACAUUUCUGGCAUGGGAAUAUUUUGAUAUUAGGAGUUUUGUAGCCUUUUCUCCCUCAAGCAGCAACUGACGUAGAUCUAAGGUCACCACCUGACCCAGAGCACCAGGUCCUUGAGCUUCGCUUCCUCCAUUUGUUGGCUUCUCUGGCAGCCCCUCCCGUAUCCCAUCCUUUCAUCCACAGACUGCUUUGUACAGUUACUACACAUCAAAAAGCCCUUUCUACAGUAGGUGGGUUUUGGUCUUUUUAUACUUUUCUCAAUGCUGUUGAUGUCUGUUACUGUUCAAUGUGUAGAUCUGUAAGGAGAGAUCCAAAUAUUACGUGUUUCAGUUCGAUGUCCCUACUGUAGAUGGAUGUAGAUUAUCAUAGUAAGUAGAACUGCAUAGUAAAUUCUGAAUGCUUUUUCCAUAAGGAGUUCAGUGGAAUGUGAGCAUUUUGCUACCUUUGGUUAACUGUAAAUGCUUAACUGUAGUCUGAAAUAGUUGCAUUUUUGUCUGUCUCAAUAAAUUUUAAUUUGUCUGCGA
Hirundo rustica (Barn swallow) is the source of this 5920-nucleotide messenger RNA. RefSeq names its product SPARC (osteonectin), cwcv and kazal like domains proteoglycan 1 (gene SPOCK1). Lineage: Eukaryota; Metazoa; Chordata; Aves; Passeriformes; Hirundinidae. The record is from RefSeq and is a predicted model, not a curated record. The transcript is spliced from 11 exons. Bases 264 to 1571 code for a protein of 435 amino acids. Gene Ontology annotation, molecular function: protein binding; calcium ion binding.